Molecule: messenger RNA, 912 nt
Organism: Mya arenaria
Lineage: Eukaryota; Metazoa; Mollusca; Bivalvia; Myida; Myidae
Product: ficolin-2-like
Exons: 7
Coding region: 1-912 (303 amino acids)
Source: RefSeq, a predicted model, not a curated record
AUGUACGAGCUGACAUGUUCGACAUCAGCCGCUGUCAAUGAGCUGGGAAAAAUAGAAAACAUUCUUAAAAAUGUUUUUGCUGAUCCCUGCUCAUCCAAUCCCUGUCAGAGAGGCUCAUGCACCAGUUCGAAUGGGGACUUUGAAUGCCACUGUCCAUCAGGGUAUUCUGGGAAGACGUGUGGACCGUUGCCUAUGGAUUGUAAAGACAUAAUCAAUCGACCCCAUCUGUUCUCGAAUCGAGGUGACGGUGUGUACACAAUAAUGUUGCCAAGGUCACACACUGUGCUGCGAGUCUUCUGCAACAUGACGCACGAUUCGGGAGGCUGGACCGCAUUUCAACGCCGCGUCACAAACAGUCCAGAUUUCCACAGAAACCUGGCAGAGUACAAAAAGGGAUUUGGGGACAUAAAUUCCAAUUUCUGGAUGGGUUUGGAGAACUUGAAGGAAAUCGUAGAUUUAGGACCUACCGAUGGGAAAUUACACGGAGUUGUCGUUGGUGCCAACGAUAGCUCCUUGCACGAACAAUGUACCUAUACCAUGCGAAUUAUCUCUCUGAAUGGUGCUCCAUCAUUUACCAUCGAGACGGAGGCUAAUACGAAUUUUUCAUGUACAGGCAGUAUAGUCCCGGAGGCAAAUGGACAGGUAGAUAUAGAUGACGUGUCCCCACAUGUCGCCACAUUCGCCACGUACGACCGGGACACUACUGACCGCUGCGCGACGCAUCAAGGGGGAGGAUGCCUCAUCAUCCACACGCCCACACUCUCCACAAACAGCACACGUAAACGCUUCAGCACGAGUACCGCCAAUCGUCUUGCAACAUCCUCGCCGCCUUCUGAGCUCUAUUCUCCUCCCGAACGUCCUCGCCGCUUUCAGAACUCUAUUCUCCACCCGAACGUCCUCGCCGCUUUCUGA